AUGUCGACCGAAGUUCAAGAUCGGGAUCUGGCUAGCCGGAAAAGAUCCCAUGGCGAUUUUCUCAACCCGGAGUCGUGCGGGCCUGCAGCUUUCAGGGACUCGGAUCACUUCCAGACCGACCAUUCGUUGAGCGACAAAGAAAACGAUGUUCAACGCACCUCCUUCGGGGCUCCGGCCUCGCCUCAGGCAAAAUCCAGUUCGAGCUUGAGCGAACCGGCAAGCAGCCCACUCAGCGCCAACUCGCCUUCCCCUAGCCCAGCCCCAGCACAUCUCUCGACACCCGCCACACCAGCACAACUUACUUCGGCCAUAGCCAAAUCAUCAGCACAGAAAGCGGCGGCCGGUGAGCCACCAAAAAAGAAGAGGUUAACCACCGAAGAGAAGGCAGCUAGGGAUGCUGAGAAGCGCAAACGGGAUGAGGAAAAGGAGAAAAAGAAGCUCGAGAAGGAUGAGGCUGAGAAGCUGAAGGCGCAAGAAAAGGCCGCAAAGGCCGAGGAGAAAGCUGCCAAGGCUGCCGCCGACAAGGCAGAAAAAGAGCAAGAAAAAAAGCAGCGGGCAGAGGAGCGUGAGAAAAAGGAGCAAGAAAAGAAGCAGCGCGCAGAGGAGCGUGAGAAAAAGAAGCGCGAGAAAGAGGAGGAAGAAGCCAAGAAGGCACGCAGUCAGAUGAGGCUCACCAGCAUGUUCAACCGCACGGCAAUAACCCCGAAGAAGGAGGCUGCUUCCAAAUCCGACGACACCCAGUCAACCGGUGCCACAGCGAAGAAGGAGGCCAAGGAGGCGUCACUUUAUGAUCAAAUGUUCAAGCCAUUCUUCAUCAAAGAACAUGUCCAACUGGCCAGGAACUCCCUACAGAUGGACGAAGAGACGAGAGAGGCCAAAACCAAGAUUUUGGACGAGUACCUCUCAGGCGAACGUCAACAUUCAACAACGACCUUUGAGCCGCUAGAAGCGCUUCAGAUCCCGUACAAAGUCCGCCGUGGGCGUGUCUAUCCAAGCGUCAAGAAACUCAUGAGCGAGUUUGAGGGUCUUUCCGCUGGCGCUCCCGCCGAUCCCACCACGGGAUCACAGAACGUGCAGAUGAAGCAUACCCUGGAGGUCCUGAAGUCGGUGCCGGUAAAGUCGAUCAAAUUUCGGGAAGACGUGAGGCCACCAUACAUCGGCACCAUCAGCGGCUUACCACCGGGCGUGAAAAGCCUCCAGAAACUCGCCCGGAAACCGGUCUCCAAAAUUCUUCCCCUGGACUACGAAUAUGAUUCCGAGGCGGAGUGGCAAGAAGAGGAGGGCGAAGACGUGGACGACUUGGAUGAUGACGAGGAGGAUCUGGAGUUGGACGAAGACAUGGAGGAUUUCUUGGAUGACUCCGAAGAUACCGGCCCUGCGAGGAGGGGCUUCGCUGCGGGUAUGGAACCGGAGAGCUUUGGGCCAUGUUGGGAGAACCGUAAACGGAGCUCGGCUGAGCCGACGUUAUACAAAUACCGACUGGAAUUUGUUCUAGAACCGCUCGAACACCAUCACAGCAUCGACCCUUUCUCGACCAGCUACUGGGAGUCGCCCAAAUCGAAAACCAGCGCAGGUAACGAAUCCUCCGCCGCAACCGCAUCCACGUCCGCAUCUGCCACGACUGCUUCCGCUUCCUCGAGUUCUGCCCAGGACGCCCAUGCUAAGCCGAUGGCGCCGCCCCCGACACCGGCAGAUGCUUUCCAGGCCCUCAACCCAGGAACAGCAGCGGCAGGCACCAAAAAGUCGCAGCAGCCGCUGCCACUAGACAUGCAGCAAAAGCUAAAGGACCUUGUGCGCUCCAUGCCGACGCUGAGCAAGGUCGGCGUGAUCGAGUUGUUCGCGGCGAGUCACGCGGGCUGUCCAAGGACCCAGAUCAAAACGUCGUUCGAGGCGCUUUUUGAGAAGUCAGGCAAGGUGUUUAAAGUCAAGGGGGAGUAG
This is a messenger RNA of Chaetomium fimeti, 1938 nucleotides long. RefSeq names its product chromatin assembly factor 1 subunit A-domain-containing protein. NCBI's taxonomy places the organism in Eukaryota, Fungi, Ascomycota, Sordariomycetes, Sordariales, Chaetomiaceae. The transcript is spliced from 3 exons. Gene Ontology annotation, cellular component: nucleus; CAF-1 complex. The record is from RefSeq and is a predicted model, not a curated record. Gene Ontology annotation, biological process: nucleosome assembly. Bases 1 to 1938 code for a protein of 645 amino acids.